AUGCUACACGAGGAUGUAUUUUUUGUCUCUUCUCUAGACUUCCUGUCGGACUGUCUGACGACGCAGUGCCUGGAAUGGAGGGUCGGAUGCCUGGGAACCUUGGCAGCGGAUACCGAUGCACGUGUGUUACGCCGUUGUCCCACGGCCGUUUGCCAAUUCGAGGGCAACCAGUCCGCCUCCGCCUGGAGCAUGCUGGAAGUCGGGCUCCUUUGCCUGCUCUCCGCGAUGAUCCUCUUCACGAUUUUCCUGAUUUGUUGUGGAAACAAUGUCGGCUUCUACGUCUCGGUGCCGCAGAAGCGGUACAGCAGGUGGGAAGAAGGCGACAUCUCCGACGAAGAGGAAGACCAAGAAAUUGCGCUCGGCAAUAUGCAUGACCCAAAAAUGCGACCCUCAAAAACCGCAGAAACGAUCGUGGACGAAACCGAGCCGGGGCAAACUCCAAAUGCUCCAAAUGCCCCAACCUGUAGCCGAUACGGUGUUGUAGCCUUG
Messenger RNA from Mesorhabditis spiculigera, 489 nucleotides. NCBI's taxonomy places the organism in Eukaryota, Metazoa, Nematoda, Chromadorea, Rhabditida, Rhabditidae. The record is from the annotation of a GenBank genome assembly.